AUGUCACGUCUAUUUACACUCUUUCCCGUAUUGAUAUCUUGUGUGCGCCAUGGCAGAAGACCUCGAUUUAUUCGUCCAUAUCUGAAAGACUUAUAUGGUAGAAGACUUGCUCAAGGUCCAGAGAUUUAUCGACCCAGGAAAGAUUGGUUAUGCUGGAAUCGUGACUCGGAAUUAUGUGCGUUUUUGUCGAGAAUUGGUGAAAAAUUAGAGAAAGACCUUAUUGAGGUCGUUCUGACAGAUCGAUCAUAUUCCUCGUUUUGGUCUGUAAAAACGGCCGAGUCAGACAGAAAAAUAAUGCAAGACAACUCGGAACUCGCUGCUCUAGGAUUUUCUGUUUCGGAAAAUUUUUUAUAUGUCUUCCUGCGAUCAGUGUAUCCUCGAUUCCCUGAAGAGUGGAUUAUAACUAUCGUUCAGUAUUUGAAGUCACCUUCUGAGCUCGCUUUUAUAGCCGCUCAUUUAGGAAUUAAAGAUAUAGUAUUGUACAGUGAUCAAUUAGAUUAUUCAAGCAAUAAAAUUAUAUCAGCUCCACCGAAUCUGGAUGUUUUAACUCACGCACUUAUGGCUUUAGUCGGUGCUUUAGCAAAAGACAAGAUGGAGAAAGCACAUUUGUUUAUUCGGGAUUUCAUACUAGCAAGACUUCCUGAUAUAGAUUUAACUGAACUGAUUUCAAUUCCUAAUCCAUUACCCCUUCUACAGGGUAUACUUCAAUCUGAAGGACGUGGCCCACCUGAAACCAGAUUAAUUUAUCAGUCAAGUAUGAAUACUGUGCUAGCCUGUUUUGAAGUUGGUAUAUAUAGUGAUUGUCAACUCAUUGGAGAAGCUCCUGGUGAAACGAUAUUAAUUGCAGAAGAGGAAGCAUUACGACAAUCAAUAAGGAAUUUCUUCAAACUAACGGAUAAUCGUCCAUCUAUUCCAUUGCAUGGAAACUUAGACUUUUUGGACUUUGAAAAGUUUUCUGAACCAAAUAUUUCGCUUAAUUACUAUUUGGAAUUAGCAGCUGAUCAUGUUUAA
Molecule: messenger RNA, 1011 nt
Organism: Schistosoma mattheei
Lineage: Eukaryota; Metazoa; Platyhelminthes; Trematoda; Strigeidida; Schistosomatidae
Source: the annotation of a GenBank genome assembly